Molecule: messenger RNA, 652 nt
Organism: Perca flavescens (yellow perch)
Lineage: Eukaryota; Metazoa; Chordata; Actinopteri; Perciformes; Percidae
Gene: ndufb7
Product: NADH:ubiquinone oxidoreductase subunit B7
Exons: 3
Coding region: 204-572 (122 amino acids)
Cellular component (GO): respiratory chain complex I; mitochondrion
Source: RefSeq, a predicted model, not a curated record
UACUUGUCUAGAGGGAAGGUGUUCUAUUAAGUACCACUUGGCUGUUUAUUUCCGGUGAGAGGCGGAAGUGGCAUCAGGGGGCUUGUGGAGGUGACCGAAUGGCAGACAGCAGAAUCAUUUUGGAAAUAUUAAAUUAAUGCGGAACCGAAACAAACAAAUAUCAUCAUUCUUUUAGCUUACUGUGUAUAAACAUCGUCGCUGCCAUGGGAGCUCACCUGGGCCGACGGUAUGUCACCGAGACGGGUACCGAGCCGGACCCAUCGAGGAAAUUCGAGUUCGACCCCCAGUUUGGCUUUCCAGAGAGAAGCGAGAGAGAGAUGGUAGCAAGCCAGGAGCAGAUGAAUCUGGCCCAGUUGCCUUUGGAGCAGAGAGACUACUGUGCCCAGUACCUCCUGAAACUCAUGAAGUGUAAGAGGGACAACUGGCCCAACUUCCUGGCCUGCAAGCAUGAGAGACACGACUGGGACUACUGCGAACACCAGGACUAUGUGAUGCGUAUGAAGGAGUAUGAGAGAGAGAGGAGGCUCCAGCUGAGGAAGAAGAGAGUCGAGGCUCAGGCUGAAGCUGCAUGAUCAGUGCAUCCUCUGAUGCGUCUUCUUCUCUGUAUAUAUAUGUGCCGCGGCUCACAAUAAACAAUAUUGUUUAAGCUCUA